This is a messenger RNA of Saccostrea cuccullata (small rock oyster), 1164 nucleotides long. RefSeq lists its product as uncharacterized. The record is from RefSeq and is a predicted model, not a curated record. Lineage: Eukaryota; Metazoa; Mollusca; Bivalvia; Ostreida; Ostreidae. The transcript has 4 exons. The coding region runs from base 433 to 1164 and encodes 243 amino acids.
UUGACAGGAAACUCAGGUUUACCUCUGAGAGGGUAGAAAAUGUUUUUAAAAUAACUGGUAUCAACUUUUCAAGCAACAGUGCCGUGUGCCUGAAAUGUUAUAGAAGUGUGGACAGAGUGUUAAAAUCUGAACAGAAAAACGAAAACAUAAAAGCAAACAUAUGUAGCAUGGCUAGUAAAAUUAAUGAAGCACAUCUGCUACAGCUACCUUCUCCCAGAAGAAAGUUUAUUACGAAACGGAUGCUACGAAGUCCAGUGGUAACGCAGUCAGCAAAGAAAGACAAGACAUUUAAUAUAGAAGCUGUGAAGUAUAUACCUGUCCAUAUAGCACCCUUUAAAGAAAUUACCAAUAUAGGUGAUGCUGAUAAAACAAAGACUGUACUGAGAUCACUAGAAUUUCAGGAUGUGAAAGUGAAUCCUCAGGCCAAUAAAGAUGAAAAUGAGCUGCCUCAACCUCUCACUGUCCCCAUUGCACCAAAGACAAAACAAGAUCUCCAUUGCAUACCCCAGUGGUACACGGAAAGAACUUGUAAGGAAUGAACAGGAAAAGAAAAUAUGCAGGGCUAUUGUACAGGAAAGGUCAUCUGGAAAAGCUGCCAAGUCCAUUAUAUCCAUCCUUAGAGAAACAAACAAGGAAGAUAUUGUAAAUGCUGCCUCUCUUAUAAUUGCAAAUGAAUCCAAGGGACUUUGCAGAAAAAACUCGGGAAGCAUUUUACAGAGAAAAGACAAUGAGAGUAUUCUGGAAUUUUCGUGGGAUAUGUUUCAUAAGGAGUUACAGUUAAGAGCUCCUAGCAUUCUUCAAGUGUUAACAUCAGCUGUAUGUGAUGUUCCCGUCAAAGUUGAAGGCAAGAAGUUUGCUCAUAUACUGCAUUCAGUGGCAUCUGUACUUCAUGGUCGUAGUGCUGAGAUGUCAUCUCUUCAUUACCAGAUAGCUUUCAUUUUGGCACAUGGAGGAUGCACUCAGAGGGACAUUGACAGAUUAGCAAAAUGUGGCAUUACAGUAACAAGCAAGUCAAUCCACAACAAGCUGGCCUCAUGGAAAGGUGACUUAGAUAAGUCCAUUCUCAAGCUGAAAGAGGACUGGGAGCAAGGCAGGGAGGGAUGCUUGAAAUAUCAAAUAGUUGGAGAUAAUUGGGACAAGAAAAUUUUGCCUUCAUUUAGGUAG